AUGUCAUAUUCCAACGCAACCGAUUUCACCAACCCCUCCACCUUCAUCCUGCUGGGCAUUCCUGGCCUGGAGACGGCCCAUGUCUGGCUCUCCAUCCCCUUCUGCACUAUGUACAUCAUAGCCAUCUUGGGAAACAUCACCAUCCUGUUCAUUGUGAAGAGAGAGCGUAGCCUCCAUGAGCCCAUGUACUAUUUCCUCUGCAUGCUGGCCAUCACCGAUGUGGUCCUGUCCACAUCCACGCUACCUAAAACACUGAGCAUCUUCUGGUUCAAUUCCAGGGGUAUCAAUUUCAAUGCCUGCCUCACCCAGAUGUUCUUCAUUCACUGUUUUUUAGCGGUGGAGUCUGGGAUCUUCGUGGCCAUGGCUUUUGAUCGCUAUGUGGCCAUCUGCAAUCCUCUGAGACAUUCCACCAUCCUGACAAGCCACGUUGUGGCCAGUAUUGGGCUGGCCGUGUUGCUGCGUGGCUGUAUCCUCCUGCUGCCUCAUCCCUUCCUAGCAAGGCAGUUGCCUUAUUGCAGAACCAACGUCAUCCCCCUUUUAUAUUGCGAGUUCAUCGCCGUGGUAAAGCUGUCCUGUGGCGACAUCCGCAUCAGUAGUUACUAUGGCCUCUUUGUUUCAUUAUUGAAGAACUGUCUGGAUCUGUUUUUUAUCACCAUGUCCUACACCCAGAUCCUCAGGGCCAUCUUCCGUCUCCCCACCAAGGACGCCCGGCUCAAGACUUUUGGGACUUGCACCUCCCACCUCUGUGUCAUUUUAGUCUUUUACAUCCCAGCUCUCUUCUCUGCCCUUGCACAGCGGUUUGGCCAGAAUAUACCCUUUCAUUUCCACAUUCUGUUUGCCAACAUGUGUCUCCUGGUGCCCCCCACAUUAAACCCCAUCAUCUAUGGUGUGAAGACCAAACCAAUCGUUCGGGGGAGGCUGCUUUGGCUCAUUACUCAGAAGCAGUCUAACGUUUUCUCCUAG
Molecule: messenger RNA, 963 nt
Organism: Pelodiscus sinensis (Chinese soft-shelled turtle)
Lineage: Eukaryota; Metazoa; Chordata; Testudines; Trionychidae
Product: olfactory receptor 52M1-like
Biological process (GO): G protein-coupled receptor signaling pathway
Cellular component (GO): plasma membrane
Molecular function (GO): G protein-coupled receptor activity; olfactory receptor activity
Source: RefSeq, a predicted model, not a curated record